Cricetulus griseus (Chinese hamster) is the source of this 1065-nucleotide messenger RNA. Lineage: Eukaryota; Metazoa; Chordata; Mammalia; Rodentia; Cricetidae. The record is from RefSeq and is a predicted model, not a curated record.
AUGGUGGCGCUCAAGAGGAAAGCUGGAGCUUGCGGCCAUGAAGGGAGCACACCCAGCCCACUGAGUUAUUCAGCUAUUCAUGUCAAGUUCACCAAACAGCAGCAGGCUUCCCAUUACCUGUAUGUGAGACAGCACAGAGUUCGAGGAGACACUCAGUCCACGUGGCCUCCCAUUUUUGUGCUAAAUGUGACCCCGUACUGCACAGAGGAGUGCCUGUCCCGACUCCUGUCCUCCUGUGGCACCAUCAAGACAGUCGACUUGAAAGAGAAGCCUGACCAUGCUGAGAGCACUAAAGAAAAGCCAGAGUUUUUUCACCCGAAGCUCAUUAGGGGCUUUCAGGUAGCUUAUGUGAUAUUCCAGAAGCCAAGUGGAGUGUCUGCUGCCUUGAAUCUGAAGGGCCCAUUGCUGGUUUCUACGGAGAACCACUCUGUGAGGAGUGGGAUUCAUAAGUGGAUCAGUGAGUAUGAAGAGUCGUUAUUAGACCCAGAGGCCCUGAGGGUCGAGGUAGACACAUUUAUGGAGGCUUACGACAAGAAGAUAGCUGAGGAGGAGACCAAGUCAGAUAUUAAAGGUCAGAAAUAUAUCCCCAUGUCCCUAGCUCUGCCACAGAAGUCUCUGCUGCCCCUCUUGGUGUUUGAUACCAGUGAGACCCACCCCACAUUUAGUGGGCUGAGGGUGCUGGAUAGGAAGUGUGAACAAGCUCGAAGGCCAGAGCUACAGCCUCGAAGCAGUCCUGGGUUAGCUCUUGAGGAAGGGGCUGACAAUUCCAGCCACGAGUUGGUGGAUGUUCAUGUAGAUGUAGUGAUUGCCUGGGAUUUCCACAUACUGGAACCGCUGGAGAAAGGUGCAGGUGGAUCAGUGGAGGCGAGUACAGGGCUGCUUCUAAGAGCUGGCCCCCAAGUAAUCCUGGCAAGGAGUCAGCUUGAAGGAGACUGGGUUAACAUUGCCAUAGCUGCUGACAAUGUUGAGAAGAUAGAGAACCAGGGAACUAUGAGACUUUAUGCUCAUCAAAUUACUUGUCAUGAGGAAUGUGAUAAAUUGGAAAUCACAUUUUAUGUAAAGUAA